Messenger RNA from Hansenula anomala, 183 nucleotides. It is a transcript of the gene TMC1, whose product is annotated as Tmc1p. The record is from RefSeq and is a predicted model, not a curated record. The transcript has a single exon. The annotation marks the transcript as partial. NCBI's taxonomy places the organism in Eukaryota, Fungi, Ascomycota, Saccharomycetes, Phaffomycetales, Wickerhamomycetaceae. Gene Ontology annotation, molecular function: zinc ion binding.
AAAAAACUAUGUCAUUACAAGAGUUGUACUAAUCCUCAUUCCAUAAUUGGUGAUUGUACUUUUUGUUUCAAGAAAUUUUGUACACGUCAUAGAUUAUUAGAAGCUCAUGAUUGUGAGCAUUAUAGAGAUGUCAAGAAUGAUUAUCAUGAAAGAAAUGCUAAACAAUUACAUUCCCAACAAACC